Belonocnema kinseyi is the source of this 9684-nucleotide messenger RNA. RefSeq lists its product as uncharacterized. Gene Ontology annotation, cellular component: cytoplasm. The coding region runs from base 288 to 9077 and encodes 2929 amino acids. The transcript is spliced from 23 exons. NCBI's taxonomy places the organism in Eukaryota, Metazoa, Arthropoda, Insecta, Hymenoptera, Cynipidae. The record is from RefSeq and is a predicted model, not a curated record.
UCCAGCACGUCUCACGUUGAGACGCUGUGACGCGAUUCUGUUUUCUUUUGUUGCUUGUUUUGUCUGAAGUGCGUGUACAUUUUUUUUAUUAAAUUCGUUCGGCGCGUGUGAAAGAGUGUUAUUUGUGAUGUGAUUGUUAAUUGUGAAUAAUAAUUGUGUGAUUUGUUCGCGAACGUGUAAACUGAUUUAUUCCUUCACGAAGAUCCUGUGGCAGUCAUUCGUUUUGUUUACUUUCCUUGUGAACCGAGAAAUCAUGGAGCUUCUAUUUGAUUUUUACUUUUGCGGGGAUGGAGAUUCCGAAGUAUUUGAAUGACAGAAGGACUUCUGACUCCCGAAAUUCAACAGAUGGCCACAGCGAUAAAAACAGUAGGAAUGAGGUGCGCAUUCUCUCGGUGGAUAAGGUCACAGUAGAAAAAAUCGUUUUACAAACUUGUAAAACUCGAAAAGUACUUUUGACCAAAUGUGAAAGUUCAAGAAUUGUUUCCGAGCAGAAUAAUAAUUUGUGUUUGCAGUCCGAGUCGGUUGGCGACACGAAACAUGUUUUUAAGCUAAAUGUAGAUAGUCGUACAAAUUCAAGAAUUAAUGAAAAGAAAGUAAGGGUUUUCAAAAACUCAUCGAAAACACCAGUAUUAUCAAUACGAGAGAACAGUAUUCCUUCUUUUACUAAAGUAAGAAUUAGACCGAUACGAUUGACAAAGUCUUCUGUUAAUGCUAGUAAUUUGAAAAUUAAAAGGGGCCUGAGAACUUGGAACAUUUUAAAACAUAAAGAAAAUCAUGCCUCUGAUUUUAAUAUUAAGAUAGGGGUUGAAAUUCCAACAAACAAGGAGAAAAGAGAAAUAAUUUCGAAUAUAGGGUUAUCUGAGAAGUCUAAUAUACAAGAGGAAGUCCAUGACAAAGAGAAUAAAAGUAAUGUUGAAAAUAUUGAAAGUAAAUGUGACGACGUAGCAGCUCAUAAUCGCCUUGAAAACUGUCAAUAUCAAAUUGAACAACUUCAGAAGACUUUAAACACAAAAAUCAAUCUUCAUACAGUUAAGAUUUAUAAACAAAAACUUCCUGGAUUUUACGGAAAUUUGACGAAAGUAUCUCCCAGCGCUGACAGAAGUUCUAAUCAAAACACAGACAAACCUAUAUUUGAUAAAGAUUUUCUUGAUAAACUUAAUCUUUGUAAAAAGCUUAAAAUUGAAGAAAAGAGAUUAUUAGAAACAAAUUUGGAUGAACCGUUGGAUUCAGAAAAAGACGAACCAUUAGGUAAUGUAAUUUCAAAGCGAAAUUACAGCAAACAAGUAUCUACAUUAGAGAAGAAGUGGUCCGAGAAUUGGUUAAAAAAUAAUUUAGAAACAAAUUCAUCCGAAUCCUCCAAAUCAUCCUAUAUAGAAGAAAUAGAAAGCUUGUCAUCUUGUGAGUUUGCAGUUAAAGAUAAGUAUAAAAAGGAAACAAAUUCAACUAAUACUAAUGACUGUGAGUUGAACAAAAUUUCGAGUAUAAGAACUUUUAUGCCCAGAAACUCUAGUUCAUUGACCGAUAGUUUUUUUCAAGAAAAGAAAUUAAAAGCAUUGAAAGCUUUAAGAGAAAAUUUAGAAGAAACGGGUAUAAAUACAGAAUAUUUGGAUUCUGAUAAAAAAGUUAGUUUCUCUACAAGCGAGAUCAAAUUAAAUUGUUCGGUAGACGAGUUUGAAAAAGACGGUUACGCGAAUCUUAUUCGCUUAUUCACAAUGGAAUCAUGUGCAUCCAAGCCGUUGAAAGAAGAAAAGAAAAAGAAGGGACUGCGGCGUCUUCUUCCGGGUAUUUUUUCUCCGAAAGAGUCGCACAAGACGUACAGAAAGGAUGGCAGAGAAAGAAAGAGGCAUGAUGACAAGCAUGUCACACAGUACCAACAAAAUGGAAAUUACUCUUUGUCACAGGACACCAUGAAAUUGAAUGAAGAUAUAAGGAGAAACGUUACAUUAGAUUCCAGUUUGAAUGGUUCUAUGAUUGAGGAAAGGAUGCAUGAAAUCAAACAAGAUCUUUUUCCUAUACAAGGGAUUAUUACGAGUACACCAGAUCACUUUCUGCGAAGUGAGUCAAACUACUCUCAAGGUCGACAUUCUCAAAGACAUUAUCCACCAAAUCCUUCAUUUGAUUUUGUUUCACCAGAAGAAGAAUGGAUAGAACAGAAUAUGAUCAGUGGAUCUCCCGAUAUGAGGAAACUGAAAAACUCGAGGCUUGUUGAACCUGAACAGCACUGUAAUUUGGAAAGAAAACACAGUUUUCAAGAGCCUGUUCAGUCAUGCUUCAUCAGGAAUCACAGUCAGUCUGGAAGAAUAUCAGCUCCUCCAUCAGAAAGGUAUUUGAUUCGAUCAAGAGUAGUUCAUCCAGUGGAUAGGCCACUUCCAGCCAUUCCACAGAGAAUGUAUUUUAUCAAUGAAAAUAAACAAGAAUUAAAUAAUUCUCCUCGAGGAGUUCAACAGCACAGGUUGGAGGAAAUAGGUUAUCGAGACGUCAGGGACGAGUUUUAUGAGCAGAAUGAUGGUAUGGAGAGGCUGGACGGUCAUAGAAAUCAAAUACUUGACUCAAGUAUUAAUCAGGCUCAUGGUACUGUGCAGGUUCAUCAGUCCCGCCCAAUAUAUCCUGAUGAAAAGGGGAUUCACGUCGGACGAACUCCAAAAUAUUCCCCUAGUUUGAGCCAAAAAUCUGGAGAUUACGCGGAUUCGACAUAUACACCAAAUUCGAGUCAAAAGAGUGGAUUUUCACCAAGCAGUUCUAAAAGUGGCGAAUAUUAUCUCAAUUCACCACAUGCCAGUAUUCACGCAUCUCCAUCUAACAGUUCAGAGGACAGGUGUGAGCUAGUUACAGAUCCGCAAUCAUCACCCAGUACAGAUCCUUAUCAAACAUCUCAUAAUUUAGUAAAUCAAAGUUUGGGAGAAAAUCUCUACGACGAAACUCCAACCACUGCUCAAAACGAAAAUUAUCCAACAAGUCCUCGCAGCCCUGUACAUAUGAUGUCAAAGAAUAACCUAAACCAGGAGUCUUCUUGCACUCAAAGAGGAUCACCCAACAUUCCAAUGUCUAGUAACCUUAUUAAAUUACACGCUAAUGUUGAGGAUACAUUUUCCAAAGAUGAAACUGUCGACAACAAAAAUGCAAGCAAUACAGGAUUUAAUGAGCAAGAAAGUCAUUCUAGAAGUUUAUCUCCAGAUUCUAAAAUAAGUAAUGUAGAUGAUGCACAAGCUUCGUCUCCUGAUAGAAUUAAAAGUGUUACGUCUCCUUUAACUAUCAUUCCUCCUGGCUGUCCUCCAUUUUGUUCUGAUAGUCUGUCGCCCAGCACAGAUAGCUCACAAGGUAUACUUAAAGAAACAGACCAAACAAAACCAGCAUCUCCUUCUUCAGUACGAGAACCCGUUAAAACAAAAGGGUUUGAUCAAAUUAAAUCACCGUGUAUGAAUCAAAGUACUGUAGUAUCUACGCCUUUAAGGAAGGCACAUCCAAGUGAUCAAAUACUCAUAGCUUCACCGAAACGAGAUAUGAUAUACGACUCUCCUAUAAGUCACUCGAUAAUGAAAUCAGAACUUGGAUGUCCUGAGUCCCCUAUUCCAAUGGUAGAUUCUCCAAGUCAAGUGCUGGAUUCAAAGCAAUCGCUCAAACAUAUAGUUGCCGAAAGAGCAGUAUGUCCAAGGUCUCCUGUAUCUCAACAACCGAUUAUUCAAUCCAACAAACCUCCAGACAGAAAACCUAUGGAUUCAUCUUGUGACAAUAGAGAAGUGGUUCAAGAUAUCUCACCAAAUAGACAGGAAGCGCCUUCAAAUAUUCCUCUCAAUGAAUCGCCGAAACACUUUCAGAAUCAAGAACCUAUUUACGUUCGAAGAGCAUCCGCGCAAAGGAAUGUACCAAAUGCUUUAAAUAUUUCUGAGGUGCCACAUUCACAGAACAGCGGCAGAGUAACACCCAGCAAUAAUUCCAUCUAUUCAGAAUCUAGGUUUAUUGGAACGCAACCAACUAAUCUGAAUUCCCAACUUAUAUACUCUGGUAAACCGAAUGGUGCAACUGUCAAUCGUGAAAAAAUAUACGUUUCUCGAAAUUCUCCUCAACAACAAGCAAUCAAUAAUCAAAUUCAGCAACAACGUCUUCAAUCGCUUGCUGAUCAAGACGCAAUAUACGUACAAAAAAUCUACGAUUCAUCAAAUCGAGAAUCUUCAUCUAAAAAAUUGUCACCGUCAAAGAAACAGACUAUGCACAAUUUGGAAAACUUCUUCUGGCAACAGAAAGCUCUGGAUGCUCAAAAAAAGUCGGUUAGUUCUUCGAAAGUAGUAAAACAUCAGCCUCAAAUUCAUAAUGAAGCGCCGGAAGUGCGUGAUGCUAUGUAUUGGCAAAAAUUAAAAAAGUUAGACGAAGAGCAGCAGCGACGAUUUUAUGAACAAAAUCAGAGAGAUGAAAGAAAUGACCCUAUUUAUUGGAAGAAAAAGUUACAGAGCUCUCCAACUAAGAAAGUUCAUAGACACGGAUCUGCUCCGAGUUUGUUUCAUCAGCCUUCUCCUGCUCAAGUUCAAGCUGAAAAUCUCUACUGGGAAAAUAAAAUGCAGAGAGCAAACGAGACCGUCAUUGGGAAACCACCGAUAAUGGGCCAAAAAGGGCAAAAUCAACCGGUGUUAGUGGUCCGACCGCAACCCGUUGCACAAGAACGAACACAAAAAACAGUUGUCCAGUCAUCUUCUGUUGAGCAGGAAGUAAGCCGAUGCCAAAGUGCAUCGCCACGUUUUCUUAUAAAUGAAGACAGCAGAAAUGUUCCUGUAAUGAAUAAAGAAAAAGGUAAUGCGUCAGUAGUUCGUAAGCCAGAGACACCUCCAAUUUACGAGGAAGAUAUGGACAUUGACCGAAAGCCGCAACCUAUAUUCAAGAGAGGAAGCUUGAUAAGUAAUUCUAGCAGCUCAAUAGAAUAUGGAACGAUGGGUACCAAACGUGUAAGUUUUUCAAAUCAUGCUAAUAGUCCAAAAUGGCCAACAAAGCAUGGAAUGGCACCCGAACCACCCACAAGAAGAAACAAGGAAGAUGAAGCUCGAGCACCCAUUCUGCAGCAACAAAUAGACUUGAACAAUUCUCCCAGAAUUUACGGCAAUCUGGGGCAGCAUUCAGAUAUUUAUUCUGGCGGUCCUAUUAAUAUGGCUAAUCCUUCAAGAAGCUUGAACAAUAAUAAUUUAAAGACUGGCAACGUUGAACUUGAAUACGAUGCUAAUAGACCCUUACCACCUCCACCGAGAGAUUCCUCUUGGUCAUUAAAACGCAGCGCAAGCCUUAGGGAAACCACACGUACUACAAGAAUCGAUUUAAUCCCCAAUAAAAAUGAAGCAACCAGGAAAUGUACUGGUUUCAGCGAAAGUGAAAGCGGAAGUGAAGCUGGGGAAGUCCAACGUAUAUUUCAUCGACGACCUGAAGAAGAAUGGAAUCCAGACGGUAAAGGACGUCCAAAUGAUACCGGCGGAUCCGGAAGGACGGAGGGUGAGGGCGCGAACGACCCCUCCAACAGACGUGGAGGUGGUGGCAGUGUUUUUGGAAGUGCGGGAACCAGGGGUUCCGGUAUUUCCGGAAGUGGCGGCGGGGGCCGCUCGAGGGACGAGCCUCGACGGCAUACCCUCAGCGGCGAUCAUCAGCCUUCCUUGCAUCACCAACCAUUCAACUCUGCUCAACAAAUUCAUCCACUCCAUCCCCAUCACCUACCACCAGUUCACAGCCAAUACGGAACCCUGACUGGCCGACACACUAUGGAUCUUGAGAUGGGGACAAAAUCUCGUCAGAGAAAGGCACCUCUUCCGCGUGGAUAUCCACCACCCUCGUCGGCGAUGCUUUUUGAUGAUGACCCGGGUAUCAUGUCCGAAGUCGAGACUUCUAGUACCGGCUUUCGGAGAGGUGGAAAACAACGGAGUAGCCUGCCGGUUGUACGAACUCCAAGUAAAACAUUGGAACGACCAUUAGGAUUGGUGUUCCUUCAGUACAGAAGUGAGACGAAACGUGCAUUACUUCCAAAUGAAAUUACAAGUAUAGAUACUGUUAAGGCUCUCUUUGUCAGGAGUUUUCCAAAGCAACUUACCAUGGAAUAUUUAGAUAGUCCUCAUGUUAAAGUUUAUAUUCAUGACAGCAGUAAGGAUAUGUUUUACGAACUCGAAGAUUUGAGGUCCCAUUUGAGAGAUAUCAGGGAUCGUAGUGUACUACGAUUAUUUGAAAGCUCGGAUGGAAUGCCAGGUCCUCUUGGAGGUCAUCCGGGCACUGCUGGUCUUCCACCUCAUUGGGAGGAUCAGAGUUACUUCAGUGAACCCGAAUUCGAUAGCGAAUUUCAACACCAGCACAUUCACAAAUCCAAGAAUGCAAAAAAUGCAACUUCCGGCAAUUAUUACAUGAGUGGUAGUAGCACACUUCCUCGAGGAGGACCUCUUCUUCGAGCAUACAGUCCAGCUACAUCCUCAGUUGGAGGUCCAAAUUCCACGCCAACGCAAUCAAAGACUCUAAGUACUCCAGGUGGUGGCGGGGUGGCACCAGCCAAGCCGCUUCGAAGCUAUCAGGGUGGCAAGAGUCCCCUUGGCAGCCUGGGGGGCUCAUCUCGCUUCUCUAGAGACAGCUCGGUAUCCCUGUAUAGUAUACCAGAUAGAAUUCAUGGCGAAGGUGGCUACAUGAGUAGUCCAGAACGAGGUAGUGGAGUCGGAACUGGGUCUGGAAGGUAUCCUCCGGUUCCUUAUAGUGGUGCCAGUAGCUACGAAGAUCCUUAUUAUUCUCAGUAUUCUGGAACGGUGACACCAGUUAUUGAUGAGGAAGCCAGUGAUACGGAGCUGUUGGAGGAAUCAUACAGCCUUUACGGUGUGAAACCGUCAGGUCGGCCACCAUCAGGCCCCCUCGCCCGAUCCCCAUUUCCUCCAGGAGCACCCACUCUACCUCCUGUUGGGCCUCGGGAUGAUGUUACUCGGUUGAGGGUGGAGAACAUGGAACGGCAGCUUGCUAACUUAACUGGAAUCGUUCAAAAGGCUUUAAUUCAUCCUCCUCAUCCCAGCCCUUCUCCAAGGGAUUAUUUGCAGCUUCCAGCCGGACGUGAAACAUAUGCCAGAUCUGCAGGCGCAGGGGAUGAGUUCGACAAACACUCUAGUUCCAGCUCUGCCUCAAUGCCAGAUGACUCUUUCUUAAGGACCGAUGUUAAGCCACCGAAGUUAGGGAAAGAUAAGUCGGUGUCGUUCGAGAAGUCAGUGUCGUUCAGUGAUGAGCCGCCGGAUAUGAAUUCUCCGAAACAACAUUCGCCACAGCACGCAGCGGACACAAAGCCUACGAAACCGGCUAUCAAAUCUUCAACUUUGCCAAGAAUGUCUUCGCAAGAAAGGGAACGCGAAAGGCACAAACCCACGCCACCUCCGAAGCCAGUUGCACUUGCAACUGGUCAAUAUAUGUACGGGGAUCUAGCCCUGGCGCCGGAAAUGUACAAUCAGCUUAGAGUUUUCCAAAAGAAGGCGAAAGAUCUUAAUCAAGAAAAAAGGAAUUUACGACGCAUGGCUCAAGCACAAGCGCACACCGUACGAGAAAGUAUUAGAGAUUCUUACAUUACAAUCAGAGCGAUGUUAAUGUCACUAGGAGAAAGCGCAUGGACAGCUGGCGAUACGGAAAAGCUCAGAUUAAGUCGCGAAGAAGACCUUUACAAACAAGAGAUGCUGUGGCUAGAAAAAGACCUCACUGGUCUCGAGAGUACCGUGGAGGAGCUUCGAGGGAACGUCAUUAACAGAAAAACUAGAGUUAAUAUGUCGGAUGUUGAAAAUAUGGCAUUGAUACUCAAUAAAGCAAGCAAAACAGUGGCAGAUCUCAAAGUUCGAUUUCCAAGUCUACAAGAAGGUAUGAAGGGACUUUUAAGUUCAGAAAUGGAAAAGGUCAUGCGUGAAGAAAAAUUCCUGAAGGAGGAACCGGAUCGAUUAGAAUCAGUAUUAAAACGUUGCAAAAAGCUGACUGGCACCCUCGUCACUCUCAAACGCUUAGCAUCGGUGCAAGAGCAGCGAUUACCAAACGCAGGAAGUGUUGAUGCGGAGGAAACGCCACCAGUAACACCAACCACGACGCAGCAUUCAAAGACAACUACCCCCGUGCCAGCGGAACGCACUUUUUUGGGGUCAGCGAGCGUCAUUGGGGGAGGGACCUACGUUGCCGACUCAUCCGCCCCCAAUCAGCAGCGUCCGGAGAACGCACUCGACGCUCUGUUAGAUGAACUACAAACAUUUUCCCGACCAGCCUCGCAGCUAAGUCAGGCAUCUAACACUAGCCAUCCGCCAACCCUGGCAGAUUUAGGAAGGUCGGCUAGCCAUAUAAUUCAAACUAGUCGUGCUCCUAACAUCUCUGAUAUCGGCAGAAAAGGGAGUAUAGAUUCAACUACCAGCACAUUACGUAGACUUCAUUCCUAUCCAUCCAGUUCAGACACAGACACGUCUCCACCAAUAGCAAGAUUGCAAGUUUCCGAUAGUACCAUACCGCCUCAAAAACCACCGGUGCCAGAGAGAAAUGCCGAAUUACUUCAGUUAGCGACUGCCAGAAGAGUACCACCGCCACCUCCGCCUAGGACCAGUUCUCGGUCACCUCUGGCCAGUCCCACCAGCCCUCAGUUGCCUCCUAGAAAUCCUACCGGCACUUUACGCAGAGGUAAAAGUAAUGGGAAGCCUCCGAUGGCUCUGCCGCCCAAUGCAACUUCGGAAGAACAGCCGCUACCGAAUAACAUUCUUUCUACAAGUAAUUCGAGCUCUUGUGAAAGUGUCAAUUCGCAAGAAGGGAUACAGAAUAAGAAAGGAAGGCACGAACAGUUGGAGCAGCGGCAUCAGGAACUGCUGCGUAGACAGAAGGUCUUGCAAGAACAGUACACGAGAUUGCAACAGUUUCAGAAUACACCGCCAGCCCCCUCGGAUUUGCUGAAGAAGACGGGUUCAGAGAGUAAUUUGCUUGCGAAAAUGGGACUUGGAUUGAGUACUAGUACUGCAAGCUCAGGUUCACUGUCCAGCUUAGCAUCAAAAGCGAAUCAGGAACAAAACGCGAAUCAGCAGGCGCAAAAUUCGACGGGGAAUCAAACUAAAGUCUACGAAACUGAUAUUCUGUGACCGGAGAAUGGAAAGCGUCAGUUGAGCCGGAAGAUUUUUUACUAUUGCCAUUUCAACAUAACAAUAAAAGUAAACUUCUGAUAAACAAUCUUCUUGGUUGUGUUUCGUUCAAGGCCAAAGUACAAGUUUUUUUUUAGCGUAACUGAUCCUUUAUUAGGAACUAAUUUUAAAUAUAGAGAAAAGGGAAUAUUUUAUUUAUCUCAAUUUCUACCCAUGUAUUUAAGUAGUCAAGAUUUGUUUUAAAAUGACAUUUUUUAGCGUUUUGAGAUCUAACUAUUAUCAAAUAUCGCUAUAAUAUCGAUCGAUUAAAAUGUGCAUAGUGAGGGGAUUAAUGAAGAAGAGCAACACAGGUUUCGCGAGUUAUCUUGACAAGAACUGAUAUAUGUGCACGACAGAAUGACUUUAUCUAUACAAGUUAGUAACUCGUGCGUUAUAUAUGAAAGACUUAGAAAUUUCUGAAUUGUAUUGUAACUCUACGAAUUUAAUUAAAUAAAAUAUUUAACAUUGCUUGGUUUUUGACUGUUAUCAUGUUAACUAAGUGUCAUCAGAAAUCAACAAUUUGCUUAAUUGUACGUUUUUGUACAAAAUUCCAAGACUGCUCUCCAAA